AUGUCAACUGCAACCCGGAAUUGCCUGUCGCAUCGACGAAAAUCACCACAUUCUGAAUGGACCCAGACCCAGCUGCUUCCAUUGCUCCGGUCCCAUCUCCCUCACUCGCUGCCCCUGCUCCGCCGUAUCCAGCAUGAGAUCGCCCAUCCGUCCCCCACUGCAGUUAUCCUAACCACAUUCCCGGGUCCAGCUCCUGCUCCUCCCGCCUCGUCCUCAGCCUCGCCGCCAGUCUCACCCUCAGCCUCAGGGGAAGGCCGACUUCCUGUUCCAGAACUAGUCUCUAAUCCUGGUCUAGUCCCAGUUCCAGGUCCCCGGGUCCCCGACCCUUCUCCUCCUCUGGCACCUGACACCGCGGUCCCUGCAGCUGCUUCGGAUCCUGAAUCCUUCUUCCUCCUCCUCCCCUGGAUGAUCGCCUACGUUGACCUGAGCGCUGGCCGCGAGAAUCAAGUCAUAGUGUACUCGAGUCUCGAGCGCACCGCCUCUAUUCCCUACACUAGCACCUCCCCAGAACCAUCAUCGUCAUCCCCAGAAGACACUCCCGGUAGCUAUAGCAAUAGCAAUAGUAACACAAUCCCCAUAACCACCAUCUCACCCCAACACCACCCCAUCCUACGCACCCAACUCCUCUCUCUCCUCCACCACAUCAAACAACACCUCCUCCCACCCUACCUCACCACUUUAUCCCAACUCCCUUCAACCCAAACCCAACCCCAAGACCAUCAACUCCCCCCUCCUCCCCCGACCGCCUUCUUAUUCGGAAACCUGCACACGGGCCUCUUCUCCACCCUCCUGAACAGCAACACAUCCUAUUCUCUCGCGCAGCCAACCUCCCCUGCGGAUUUCAUUCCGGGAAUCAAAGUCCACCGCUUCAGCCAACCCCCUUACGUCAAGUACCUCCUCCCUCGGGAAGUUAUCUGUCACCAACCUCGAGACAAGGAGGGGGGGAACUUGCCGCCAGGCUUUCACUUCAGCGAUGGCUGCAUCCCAAGAGAGAAACUGGGACUUGUGCGGUCGAGGACAGUUAUUCCUAGAUCGGAGGAGACGCUGGCGAAGUUGAGGAGCUGUGCGGUCUAUCGCGAUGGGAGUGAGGAGCCGGUUGCGUGGGCGUUCCUCGGUACGGAUGGGACCUUGGCGACGUUGCAUGUGGAAGAGGAGGUUAGGGGGUUGGGGUUGGCUGGGAUUGUGGGGAGAGAGGUGAUGAGAAGGGGGAUUGAGGAGGAUAUGAGCCUGAAUGAUGGGUGGAUGCAUUCGAAUGCGGCGGAGGAUAAUUUGGCGAGUAGGAGGGUUAUGGAGAAGUUGGGGGGGAGGGUAGGGUGGACGGUUUGUUGGUGUGUUUUGGAGGUGUAGAUUUGCAUAUGUAGUAGCAGAUUGUAUAUAUUUUAGUUACGAUUGUUGAUAUAAUUAUAGAAUAGACCAUUCUCAGC
Messenger RNA from Aspergillus welwitschiae, 1424 nucleotides. RefSeq lists its product as uncharacterized. The transcript is spliced from 2 exons. The coding region runs from base 1 to 1347 and encodes 448 amino acids. Lineage: Eukaryota; Fungi; Ascomycota; Eurotiomycetes; Eurotiales; Aspergillaceae. Gene Ontology annotation, molecular function: acyltransferase activity, transferring groups other than amino-acyl groups. The record is from RefSeq and is a predicted model, not a curated record.